AUGCACGAGACUCGUAGACUCUUGGAGGCUGCUGCUGCCUUGUCUUUGCUUCUCCGGAAUGCCUCAAUACCCCAUGCAUUCUACGGCAGCGUUCUCACUGCAGUCCUCGCCAACACUCCUCUUAGUGACGCAAGUGGCCACAACCAAGCUCACCCAUUCCGUAGGACGAGAGACGCGGUUUCAGGCAACGAAGAUUUCACCGUAACCCAUUCUCCUUGGACAAACCGACUACACGUCACAUACCGUCGUUUGAUUCCGGCAAUCGACAUCGAGAUACUGCCGGCAGGAGAAACGGGCCCGCGUCAUCUGGACACGUCAACAGUUAUGAGGGUUCAGAACGUCCCCUUCUUGACAGUAUCUGAAUUCAUCCGAGCCAAACUGAAAUCAUGGGUAAUACGUGGUUCGGAGCGCGACGCGCAGGACAUCUUAUACGUAUUCGUUCGGUACUGGAAUCGCGUCGACAUAAACCGGAUUACUGAGCAAGAUAUGAACGUGUUUGUGUCUCGGAAUGCCUCUGCAGCACCUGCUUGGUUAGCAUUGAGAAGGAAGUAUGGAAUGUGA
Psilocybe cubensis is the source of this 561-nucleotide messenger RNA. RefSeq lists its product as uncharacterized. NCBI's taxonomy places the organism in Eukaryota, Fungi, Basidiomycota, Agaricomycetes, Agaricales, Agrocybaceae. The transcript has 5 exons. The coding region runs from base 1 to 561 and encodes 186 amino acids. The record is from RefSeq and is a predicted model, not a curated record.